Messenger RNA from Dracunculus medinensis (Guinea worm), 507 nucleotides. Lineage: Eukaryota; Metazoa; Nematoda; Chromadorea; Rhabditida; Dracunculidae. The record is from the annotation of a GenBank genome assembly.
AUGGCACAAGAGCCGGUCGCUCCUUGGUCUCGUUGGGAUCCACCCGGAUAUCAACCACUAACAAGUUAUGCACCGGAUUUCUUUCAAAAUGAUAAUUUUGACGACUCAGGCUUAUCACAGACGCGAUUCGUUCAAGGCACAUUGCUUGAACAAAGACCUUCAGCUAUUAGCGGCUUUGUCGAAUGCAUUUAUGGUUUGCCGAAUUCGACAGAAAGAAUUAUCGAACAAUGUUUAAACGAAGUUGGUUGUUGUGCGACUGGUUGUUGUGAAAGUCGAAGAUGGAUUGAUCAAUAUCGAUGGGCCGUGGCUUUAAUUGUUAUAUUUUGUAUUUUUGUUGUUAUUGCUGUAGUUGUAUGGUUCGUAAUUUGGUUGAUAAAUCGAUCAAAAGACAAACAAUUGAGGCAAAAUCUAAGAGAAAUGAGUUCCGCUAAUUCACAGGUGAGCUUAUCUGGUGUGAAAGAUGCUGGAUAUUACCCAUAUGUUGGUGGACCGAGAUCUCUCUAUUAA